UGUCUUUCCAUUUAUUCAAGUCCUCUUUUAUGCCCCUCAGAAAAUUUUGUCAUUUUCUUUGUAUAGGGACCCAAAUGUUUCUUGUUAAAGUUAUUCAUGGGUAUUACGUACUUUGUUGCUAUUGUGAAUGGCAACUUUUUUCUAUUAUAUUUUAUAACAAGUUCAUCCUGGAAUAUAGAUUUUUAUACAUAUGUUUAUACUGUUGCAGCUGCCUGGCAGGAUGGGAGCCAUGAAAGUGAUGAAUCUCUACCAGAAACAAACCCCAAAGGAGAUUGAGAAGAGGAGAAAGGCCCCUGCUUCUCCUGUCUCUCUCCCUCCAAUAGCUGGAGGGUCCUCCCCACUGACCGAGCCCAACCGGAAGUCAGGUGCCAGACAAGUUGCCUAUCUCCCUAAAUCUAGGGGACUCACUCCAGGUGCCCUCUAUUGGAGCAAGCCCGGCCGGCGCGCCUGACGUGGACCAUUAAACUUGGAGCUGCCGCCUCGUCCCCUCUCCUCCUCCUUCUGACAGGCGAGAACGAGCGACUCGGUGCAGGCAGGAGACGUGCUGCCGGGCUGGGUGGCCCGGGGGCGAUGACUUCUCGGCAGGAGGGCGCCUCUGGGGAGAAGACCACGGUGGCAGCAAAGUUUCGGGGCAGCUGAGGAGCCUUCGCUGCAGCCCUUCUGAGCCCAAUCACUCCCCUGGCUAUGGAGGGUGGACUCUAAAAUGAAUCCCGACCUGGACACCGGCCACAACACAUCAGCACCUGCCCACUGGGGAGAGUUGAAAAAUGCCAACUUCACUGGCCCCAACCAGACCUCGAGCAACUCCACACUGCCCCAGCUGGACAUCACCAGGGCCAUCUCUGUGGGCCUGGUGCUGGGCGCCUUCAUCCUCUUUGCCAUCGUGGGCAACAUCCUAGUCAUCUUGUCUGUGGCCUGCAACCGGCAUCUGCGGACGCCCACCAACUACUUCAUUGUCAACCUGGCCAUCGCCGACCUGCUGUUGAGCUUCACCGUCCUGCCCUUCUCAGCUGCCCUGGAGGUGCUGGGCUACUGGGUGCUGGGGCGGAUCUUCUGUGACAUCUGGGCUGCCGUGGACGUUCUGUGCUGCACGGCGUCCAUUCUGAGCCCGUGUGCCAUCUCCAUUGAUCGCUACAUUGGGGUGCGCUACUCCCUCCAGUACCCCACAUUGGUCACACGGAGAAAGGCCAUCUUGGCUCUCCUGAGUGUCUGGGUGUUGUCCACGGUCAUCUCCAUUGGGCCUCUCCUUGGGUGGAAGGAGCCGGCACCCAACGAUGACAAGGAAUGCGGGGUCACCGAAGAACCCUUCUACGCUCUCUUCUCCUCCCUGGGCUCCUUCUACAUCCCUCUGGCGGUCAUUCUGGUCAUGUACUGCCGGGUCUACAUCGUCGCCAAGAGGACCACCAAGAACCUGGAGGCAGGGGUCAUGAAGGAGAUGUCCAACUCCAAGGAGCUGACCCUGAGGAUCCACUCCAAGAACUUUCACGAGGACACCCUCAGCAGUGCCAAGGCCAAGGGCCACAACCCCAGGAGUUCCAUAGCUGUCAAACUUUUUAAGUUCUCUAGGGAAAAGAAAGCAGCCAAGACCUUGGGCAUUGUGGUCGGCAUGUUCAUCUUGUGUUGGCUACCCUUCUUCAUUGCUCUACCACUUGGCUCCCUGUUUUCCACCCUGAAGCCCCCGGACGCCGUGUUCAAGGUGGUGUUCUGGUUGGGUUAUUUCAACAGCUGCCUCAACCCCAUCAUCUACCCGUGCUCCAGCAAGGAGUUCAAGCGCGCCUUCGUGCGCAUCCUCGGGUGCCAGUGCCGCGGUCGCCGCCGCCGCCGCCGCCGUCGCCGACUGGGCGGCUGCGCCUACACCUACCGGCCGUGGACGCGCGGCGGCUCGCUGGAGCGCUCGCAGUCGCGCAAGGACUCGCUGGACGACAGCGGCAGCUGCCUGAGCGGCAGCCAGCGGACCCUGCCCUCGGCCUCGCCGAGCCCCGGCUACCUGGGCCGCGGCGCGGCGCCGUCCGUCGAGCUGUGCGCCUUCCCCGAAUGGAAGGCGCCCGGCGCCCUCCUGAGCCUGCCCGCGCCGGAGCCCCCAGGCCGCCGCGGCUGCCACGAGUCGGGCCCGCUCUUCACUUUCAAGCUCCUGGCCGAGCCCGAGAGCCCCGGGACCGACGCGGGCACCAGCAACGGGCAGCCGGGCUUCAAAACCAACAUGCCCCUGGCGCCCGGGCACUUCUAGGGCUCCCGCCGCUCAGCUUCCUUUCCCUGGGGAGGAAAUCAUCGUGGG
Choloepus didactylus (southern two-toed sloth) is the source of this 2275-nucleotide messenger RNA. RefSeq names its product adrenoceptor alpha 1B (gene ADRA1B). The record is from RefSeq and is a predicted model, not a curated record. The transcript has 4 exons. The coding region runs from base 704 to 2227 and encodes 507 amino acids. Lineage: Eukaryota; Metazoa; Chordata; Mammalia; Pilosa; Megalonychidae. Gene Ontology annotation, molecular function: alpha1-adrenergic receptor activity. Gene Ontology annotation, biological process: phospholipase C-activating G protein-coupled receptor signaling pathway; adenylate cyclase-activating adrenergic receptor signaling pathway; positive regulation of cytosolic calcium ion concentration. Gene Ontology annotation, cellular component: membrane.